AUGUCCUAUAAACCACGCCCAAUCUUUCCCGUAGGGAAAAAGAAGAGAGAUCCUCGUGUUCCACAUGACCUGGCAUCACUGCCUCUAUGUACAACUCUUGUCGCUCUGAGGAAAAGUGGUAAAAGUGCAUUAGUCUGCGGUCUGAUUGAGGAUGUCUAUGCUAAAUUACACGAUCGAGUCAUUAUCAUGUCCGACACAGUCGAAUACGAUGCUUCUGUGAAGGUACUGGCUGAAACCACAAAACAUAAAAAUAUCUACUUUACAGAUGAGGUUUCCAAUGCAUCCAUUGCUAAAAUUGUAGAAGAACAGAAGAAAAUGCCUGAGAAGUCACUUCUAUUAUUCAUUGACGACGCUGGUGAUUCUGCGCAAAGUAAAGAACUCAACAAGGAGUUAUCGAAACUCUAUACAAAAGGGAGGCAUUUCAAUAUAGGAAAUAUUGUAGCCAUCCAGAGUGUAACCGGACAACUUUCACGUAAAAUGAAGAACUGCACCACCGAGUGGGUGGUGUUUAAAAACAAUGCAGAAGACAUGAAACUUUUAGCAAAGUUACUUGCUUCCGCCUACAAAGAUGAUAAAGAAGUUCUAACAUUUCUCACCGAGUGCACCAAAGAACCUUAUUCGUUUGCCUACAUCAAUAGAGAUGCUAGUGAUGCUAAAGGAAUGUAUCGUUACUGUGACUCCAGCGGGUUUCAUGAUUACUUUUAG
Messenger RNA from Spizellomyces punctatus DAOM BR117, 705 nucleotides. RefSeq lists its product as uncharacterized. NCBI's taxonomy places the organism in Eukaryota, Fungi, Chytridiomycota, Chytridiomycetes, Spizellomycetales, Spizellomycetaceae. The record is from RefSeq and is a predicted model, not a curated record. Bases 1 to 705 code for a protein of 234 amino acids. The transcript has a single exon.